CGGCCUGCGUCUGAGGAAGCCGGAAGCCGCGGCGGUCGCCGGCACGGGCUGGGGUUGGAGGGGCGGCUGUCAGUGUCUUGGGGUUUGUGAACCCCGCGAUGGAUCCUGACGUGACAGUCGCGCAGCGGAGGCCGUUGCUCUUGCCGCGGCUGCUGCUGGUGCCGCUGCUGUUGUCGGGGCUGGCUCUGGGCAAGCUUCCCUGGGGCAGCAGCCCCCACAGGGUCCUCUACGACUUCCUGUCCGAGCAGCAGUUGCUGGAGGUAGAGGAUUUGUCUCUGACUCUGCUGCAGCGGGGAAGGCUGGGGCCGCUCUCGCUACCCCCGGACCUGCCGGAUCUGGAUCCCGAGUGCCGGGAGCUGUUGCUGGACUUCGCCAAUAGCAGCGCAGAGCUGACCGGGUGUCUGGUGCGCGGCGCCCGGCCGGUGCGCCUAUGUCAGACCUGCUACCCCCUCUUCCAACAGGUCGCCAACAAGAUGGACAACAUCAGUCGAGCCGUGGGGAAUACUUCAGAGAGUCUUAGUUGUGCCAGAAGUCUCUUAAUGGCAGAUAGAAUGCAAAUAGUUGUGAUUCUGUCUGAGUUUUUUAAUUCCACAUGGCAGAAGGCAAAUUGUGCAAAUUGUUUAAUGAACAAUAGUGAAGAAUUAUCAAAUAGCACCGUAUACUUCCUCAGUCUAUUUAAUCACACCUUGACCUGCUUUGAGCAUAAUCUUCAGGGGAGCAUACACAGUCUUCUACAAUUAAGAAAUUAUUCAGAAGUAUGCAAAAACUGUCGUGAAGCGUAUAAAACUUUGAGUAGUCUGUACAGUGAAAUGCAAAAAAUGAAUGAACGUGAGAAUAAGGCUGAACCUGGAACACAUUUAUGCAUUGAUGUGGAAGAUGCAAUGAACAUUACGCGAAAACUUUGGAGUCGAACUUUCAACUGUUCAGUCCCUUGUAGUGACACCGUGCCUGUAAUUGCCGUUUCUGUGUUCAUUCUUUUUCUGCCUGUUGUCUUCUACCUUAGUAGCUUUCUUCACUCGGAGCAAAAGAAACGCAAACUCAUUCUACCCAAACGUCUCAAGUCCAGUACCAGCUUUGCAAACAUUCAAGAAAAUUCAAACUGAAACCUACAAAGUGGAAAAUUAACGUCACAUCCCAUGGUUGAAUGGUGGAAGACACAGCUUGGUCCAAAAGAAGAGAGAGUUCUUAAGAAAUGCAAGGACUUCAGAUUUAUUUUUAAAUAAGAAUUUUUAAUUUUUCUUUCCUUUUUCAUCCCCUUUUUAAGAGCUCGGGUAUUUUUAGUUUAUAGGCAUAGCAGUGUUGUCUAUUUUCAAGUAUUUGUUACAAUAACAAAAGAUGCAAGAACAAUGUUUUAUUUUGAUGGCAUAUUAUUACUACUUGAGACUUCUGGUAUCUCAUUAACUUAGAAUCUCAAGUAGCAAAGUUUUUGAAAACUAACAUUUAAAAAUUAAUCACUUAUAACAAAGUCUUUGAAAAAGAAAUAUACUUGCCAAAAAGUAGCAGGUCCAAAGAUUAAUUUAAAUUACCAUUGCAGUAUUAUUGUUACAUAUAUAUUUAAUAUGUCAUAUGGUACAAAUAAUAUGUAAUUCAGUCUCUAGUUUCCUUAAAGUCAUUUUUGAAACCACUAAUUAUAAACCUCCCUAACAAUUUUUAGAAGUGGGAUGGCGCAUUACAUUUUUCUUUGUAAAAAGACUUAUGGUAACCGGUUUCUUACUUGACUUUUAUAAAUAGUAUUUUACACCUUAUUUUGCCUUUAUUUCAUAAGUAAUUUGAAAUCACUGGACUGCUUUAUUAUAUUCAGGGCAAGAUGGAUUCUUUUUAUACCAGAGAUUUGCAUUGCAAAUUACAUUAAGUUAUUUGGCAAUUUAUAAUUUAUUACUACUUUAAAUCAGAUGUAGCAUUAUCACAUUAUUUAAAUUGAGAUUUUUUAAAUGGAGAUUUUCUCUUGAGUUAUAUGGGGAUUUUUGGAGGGGAGGGAAAAGAGUAAAAAUAGCUUAAGGUUCAGAAAAUAGACAGGGACCUGAGGGAAUACUCACAAUAAGACUGUUAAAUGGUUCUUAUUAGGGGCAUGAGUCAGAAUGAGAGCCUGAUACAGAAAGCAAUUAGGUUAAGAUGAAACUUAGUUUUUCUAAAUUAAUUAUAUCAGAUAAAAGGGAUAUGAUUGAUAUGAAGUCAAAUAUUUCACUUUCAGAAAACAUUCUAUUUUGGAAUAUUUGUAUUGCUCUUUAAAAACAGCUUCAUUUCAGAAUUGUUUAUAGUUUUUUUCCCUCAGGAUUUUAGUGGUUAGGUAUUUCAUUCCUUCUUGCUUUCUUGGUGGAAAUAGGCUUUGUUUUAAAUGUUGAGAAUAUGAAGGCUACUCUAUAUAGAAAUAAGAGUUUGGUUGAAUGGUACAAGAAUUUGCAUACCUUUGUAUAAUAUGAAAUGCUCUAUAGAGAGACAAGAAAGUAUUAUUAUUUUUUAAAUGUUUACCAUAUACGCAGAGUGAAAGAGAACGCUUAUCCUUGGAUAUAAACAUAUCCACAAGUGGUUAGUUUUCCUAGUUUGCUGUGAUCUCUUAAAAAUGUGCUGGGAUUUCUUCUGUUAAUACUGUUCCUGCUGCUGAUACUAAUAGCACUAUCUUAAUUUGAAGCAUAUAGUUGAGGGCCAUUGAAAGCAAUCUUUAAUUAAUGCAGAUAAAACCAGUUUACAUGUGCAAAGGUACAGAAUGGCAUAUUUGAUUCUGUAAGUAGUGACUCUGAGCACUUUUGAAUAUUAUGUAUUUCUAAAAACCAUUGCUUUUGGAUAUGUUUGCUAAUAAGCACUUUAAAAAAGAAGAGGCAGCAGCCUUUACUAUUUUUCUGGCUGAGUCAUUGUUCUUUAGAAGAAGCAUCAGCAAUAGGUUUCAAAAAUAAGUAUUGAGCACUACAUUAAAGUGUGUAAAUAUUUCAUUUUUUAGUCAUACUGAAAAAUUAUUUGCAUAGUUCUGAAUUUGACACAUAGCAUAUGUGUGUGUACAAGAACAUCUUUAUUUUAUUUUAUUUUUCUGACACUUUGUAAUAAAAGAAGUAGCUUAAGGUAAUUACAAUGCCAUAUUUGAUUUUUAAAUACAUUUUUUAAACUUUGGAUGUAAUUAAAUAUCACAUUUCAGUUUUUCAGGUGUUGAGUUGAAAUGCCUACUUUAAAAGUACCAACCAUCUUAUAAGUUUGCUGCAAAUAAAAAUGUACUUUUGGA
Molecule: messenger RNA, 3211 nt
Organism: Pteropus alecto (black flying fox)
Lineage: Eukaryota; Metazoa; Chordata; Mammalia; Chiroptera; Pteropodidae
Gene: OSTM1
Product: osteopetrosis associated transmembrane protein 1
Exons: 6
Coding region: 99-1103 (334 amino acids)
Biological process (GO): osteoclast differentiation
Cellular component (GO): cytosol
Source: RefSeq, a predicted model, not a curated record